Messenger RNA from Xenopus laevis (African clawed frog), 1645 nucleotides. RefSeq names its product interferon induced transmembrane protein 10 S homeolog (gene ifitm10.S). The record is from RefSeq and is a predicted model, not a curated record. The transcript has 3 exons. Bases 811 to 1221 code for a protein of 136 amino acids. Gene Ontology annotation, cellular component: membrane; plasma membrane. NCBI's taxonomy places the organism in Eukaryota, Metazoa, Chordata, Amphibia, Anura, Pipidae.
GUACCACUCUGCAGAGGUCCAGAGAAUGCUCCAUUGGAUGCUCUGCAGAGGUCAUAGAGGGAUACUUGAUACAAAACAAGGUUGUGCUGUGGGUUUGUGUUGGGUGGUGGAAGCUCUACAAGGGUUAUUGUAAAUCUGUCUCUACUAGAUACUUACCUGCCAGGGAGGUCACAUCAUCGUAAGGCUUAUGAACGUUAGUUACAGGUGCCCCACCAGGCAGAGCUCCAUCAGACACUCUCGGUGGAGCUGUAGGUGGGAUAGGACCACUGAGAGACUGCACAGUUUUGUUGAGAGUGUUGCUAUAGAGCCUCAGAUGCAGACCGAUGCUCUGGUAUCCCAGGCAGUUUGAUGCUUGGACAUUGGGUGCAGUGAAUUGUGACUGAUGCAGUGCAGUACUCGGCAAGGUGUUUGAUGCAGUGUAAUAGUGUUACAUGAUGGAUGGGCAACCGUUGUAAGUGCUUUGUAAGCAGUGCAGCAAUCGAUAAGCUUUAUGGCUCCCCGUGAAGCCAUGGCAGAGGAGAGGGUCACCCGGAGGUGUCCAUGGAGCGUGAUGUUCUUCAACCCUGGGUGGAAGGUGAUCAAUAAGAAGCAGCCAGCUCUGGUGUGUAGUGGGAAGCCCUACCUAGUGAGACACUGAGAUUAAAUAUGUUGCAUUCUUGGAGCUGAGGUUGCAUUUCCCUACCCUUUGUUUACCACGGCAAGCCCUGCUUGCUCCUUGUGGGCAGGGUUUAGCUCCUUGUGGGCGGGGCUUCCAAUUCAUUACAAAGCUGGGACUAACUCCAAACGGCUGCUCUACCUCUUGUGCUGGUCAUGGAAAACAAGGCUUACAAGGGCGACGGGACAUGGCCACCACCUCAUUGUAAACACACACUGGAAAGGGAAAAGAAGAAGACCAAACCUCCCCCAGGCACUGCCUCGGUGGCAACGGGAAAGAGUGGACCACCUGUUACUGUGAUCGAGAUUUCACCCGAGACAACAGAAGUCAACGAUUAUUACCUUUGGUCCAUCUUCAACUUUGUUUACCUGAACUUCUGCUGCCUGGGCUUCAUUGCAUUAGCCUAUUCCCUCAAGGUGCGAGACAAGAAGCUGUUGAAUGAUCUCGCUGGGGCUGUGGAAGAUGCAAAGACGGCACGAGCCUUCAACAUAACAAGCUCAGCUCUAGCCACACUCUGCAUCAUAAUCCUGCUGCUCUACCUGCGGUCCCCACCUGCUCACUACUAGGGUCACAAUAUGAUCCCUGUAGCCAAACUCUGAGGCAUAUCCAGGCCCUAUUGACAGAGACAAGACAUGAUUAGAAAGAUAUCUAUCUCUCAGAGCAGCAAGCAGUGAGCACAGAGUUCUCUUCAUUUAACCCUUACUCCUUUAUACACCCCCCUCCGGAACUCACUGUGAUAUCAUUAUUCCACUCCACAAGGCAGCCUCCCGAUUGGCUGAUGGCAGCUAAUAUGCAACAUAGCAAAGGAGGGCGUUUUACCUUGUCGGCAGCACAGAGUUGGGAAUUCCCUCACGUGAGACUGGGCUAUUCGUUGAGCUCAUUCCUUUCCUGUGCCGAAUCCAAAAUGACCAUGCCUGUGAAUUUCAAUUGUCAGCUCUCUGGGUAGCUGAUUACAUCACAUUAAAUAAAAAAACAUUUUUUUUUCCUAAA